AUGCUCACCCACCUCACCCUCCCCGCCGCCCUCCUCGCCCUCCUCCCCCUCGCCUCCGCCCACUUCGAGCUCGUCUACCCGCCCGCGCGCGGCUUCGACGACAGCCGCGCCGGCGAGUUCCCCUGCGGCGGCUUCAACACGCCCAGCGCGACGCGCACGCCCUGGCCGCUAUCCGGCGGGCCCAUCCAGCUCGAGAUGGGGCACACGGAAGCGCGCGUGCAGGUGCUGCUAGCGCUGGGCGACGAGCCUGGUGAGAAUUUUAAUAUCGUGCUGGUGCCGACGGUGCAGGAGCGCGGGCCGGAGGACUUUUGCUUUGGCAUGGUGAUGAUUCCUGAGGGGGUUAAUGUUACGGAGGGGACGAGGGCGACGGUGCAGGUUGUUACCAAUGGGGAUCCUGCGGGGGGGCUGUAUCAGUGCGCGGACAUCACCUUCACAGCCCAGCCGCUCAGCCAGCAGCAGUACAGCGAAAACUGCAGGAACAGCUCCGGCGUCACGGUCGAGGCUCUGCAGAACGCGGGCAGCCCGAACGAGACGUCCUCGAAUACUGCGGCUCCGUCGGGCUCCGCAUCUGGGUCGCAGAGCAGUGCAGCUGCCUCUGCCUCUGCCACCGCGGCUUCGAGCGCUUUAGCUGCGCCGAGGGCGACGCUGGCGGCGUGGGCUAUGGGCGCUGUUGGUGUCAUUGGUGGGUUGGCUGCUUUGUAG
Molecule: messenger RNA, 702 nt
Organism: Coniosporium apollinis CBS 100218
Lineage: Eukaryota; Fungi; Ascomycota; Dothideomycetes
Exons: 2
Coding region: 1-702 (233 amino acids)
Source: RefSeq, a predicted model, not a curated record